This is a messenger RNA of Aspergillus aculeatinus CBS 121060, 1125 nucleotides long. RefSeq lists its product as uncharacterized. NCBI's taxonomy places the organism in Eukaryota, Fungi, Ascomycota, Eurotiomycetes, Eurotiales, Aspergillaceae. The transcript has 4 exons. The record is from RefSeq and is a predicted model, not a curated record. Bases 1 to 1125 code for a protein of 374 amino acids.
AUGUAUGCGGAAAUUGGGCUCGCUGGAUCGAGCCUGGACCUCGGGUUUCUCGACCAAAUUCUGCUUGGAGCCGGUCGCGCAACACCAGGCCCCAACAGUCUUUUCGAGCCUAUAAUACACACCGAGACCGGUCAAUACCCGUCCCCAGAGUCUCUGCCAGAGGCUGUUGGUUCGAGAGUUCCGAUGGAACAGAAGCAGCUCACGCCAAGUUUGUGGGUUCCCAUGGCCCCAGCUCAGAACAUCCGCUCGCUGUUGCAGCGUCCGAGACUGAAUGUGGGAGCCCAGAGGUCCGCGAAUCUGAUUUUACACACCCUGAGGUCUUACCCCCAGAUGAUGCUACGCGACAGCAUCCUUCCCCCCUUCAUUCAUCCCCACCUGAUCCGUCUAGAUGCCAAGAGCGAGGACAUGGAGCCGUUGACCAACUGCAUUAGCCUCGUGCAUAUGACCAGCGGACCGGUGAGGGGCAAUCGCAAGUUAUUUUGGAAGAACGUUCAUUGGGAAUGUGAGCGACUGCAUGCGGAGCACGCGAAGCUGAACAAAUGGGAACUACUUGCCGCGAUGCAGGCUCUAUCCAUUUAUAUUAUCAUAAGACUUGAAGAGGGUGAGACAGAGCACAAUAAUGUCGAUUUUUUGUUGCUCUCGACAGUGACGGUCAUUGCCCGACAGGUCGGCGAAAGCAGCUUUACCACCAACACCGAAGCAGAGCGUAGGAGCGACCACACUUGUGUGUCGUGGAACGACUGGCUCUUUGAAGAAUCCAGGCGAAGGCUAUGCGUGAUCUACCAGGUCGUGAGCAUGCUGGUGUACUUCGACCCAGCCGCUAUGUGCGAACAUCCCACAGAUCUCGUUCUAUCCCCCCUUCCGGCAAGAAGACAGCUGUGGGAAGCGGGCGACGAGCUUGCCUGGAAGACUGAGGUUGAAAGGGGACCUGCGUUUAGGAAGGAGUAUGGCAUGGCGGCCAAUGGCGAGCUUGUGCAGCUCAGUGUGGACGAGGUCUAUUGCCAAGAUACAGUGGCUCUGCAGAGGCCAGCUAGUGCCAGGGAAGCUGCGACCUGGGAGGAUUGGUGUUCCGGUAUGGAUGGGCUGGGUGGGCUGGUCAUGCUUGCUGCUUCACUGGUGGGAUAG